This is a messenger RNA of Ricinus communis (castor bean), 2173 nucleotides long. RefSeq names its product NDR1/HIN1-like protein 13. The record is from RefSeq and is a predicted model, not a curated record. Bases 1351 to 2064 code for a protein of 237 amino acids. Lineage: Eukaryota; Viridiplantae; Streptophyta; Magnoliopsida; Malpighiales; Euphorbiaceae. Gene Ontology annotation, cellular component: plasma membrane. The transcript is spliced from 3 exons.
CAGUCAAAAACGGGAUAAAAAAGUUCGAGUUUUUCCUGAUUGGACAGCACUUCCUGGUUCGGAUGGAUAAUUCUUCUUUCCCAAAAAUCCUUGAAUCCAACCAAAAGGCCUUACCAGAACCUCAAUUAUUGAGGUUAAAAUCAUGGUUCAGCAGGUAUGAUUUUGAAGUCCAGCAUAUAAAAGGGACGAGAAAUCUCAUCCCAGAUUUCUUAUCCAGACUCUCAAAACCACAAAAUCAACCUAGUCCUCCUCACCUCCACAGUCAAUCUCCCUAUAAUCUUCAUGGCCUCUUCGUCUUCAAAAACCACUCUGCAACCUCCCUCACCACCAGAUCUUUCCACCAACCUCACAACCAAACAAGUCACUGAUUUUGCUAGAAAUAUGAUGUUUCAUUAUUUGACAACUUUCCAACAAACUUUCUCAAUGCCCAUUCAACCCAACUUCUUUUUUCCAGAUUACCCUUGGUAUAUGAUUUAUCACCUUUCUCCUACCCAUCCUCAGAUUGAAAGUGAAUUAUGGUUCUUAUGGUGUCUUUCUACAAUUUGCUAUGAUGCUCCGAAGUGUUUGAGGAAGAAUCAGAAUCAUAAGGACUGAUGAGUGAUUGUUCUAGUAGUUUGGAAAGAGACCAGUGGAGGAGUUUGAGUUAUGCUAAAAGCCAAAUGAAUAUGUGUCUUGGGAUUCUUUUCAUCUACGUGAAAUGGCUUACAAAAAAUUGGCAGAUGAAAUGUGGAGUGGGCUUAGCCACUUCCUUAAUAUUGUUGCCCCUUACCAGUCAAAGCAACUCUGGACUUUCAGCCUGAUAAAGAAAAAUGCCUGAUAUGUUUUCAUUUAUUAAUAUUAUCAUUGUAAAACUAACAGGGUCAUUCUGGUACCCUGCUAUUUAAUAAACCUGAUUGGACUGAUAUGCAUAAUAAUAAGGGAUUUUUAUACAAGUAAGGGAAAGCGGCGGCCAUAUUUUAUUCUUGACUAGUGUUUAUGAAGUUGUGAGUGACCCUGCAACAAGUCCUUUUUAACAGGGAUUAUGGAUGAAGAAAGUUAAGUUUCUCUAUAUAAAUGAAUAAAUGAUAACAAGGCAAGGGAAUGAGAUGUUGGAAUUGUUGAACCUCCAAGAACUAAGGUUGAAGAAUAAAGAACUCAAGAAAAGUAUGAUCCUUUGGCUUCGGAGAUACAUUAUGAAAAUUAAAUAAAGUAUCCCUUAAGGAAAGAAUAAAAGAAAUGGUAUCACUUGAAGAAGUAAAAACAUCAAAUUCCUCCUUUGGAAUCAGAACCAAUAAACUACCUCAAAAUCACAUAACAGUUCAAUCUAUUUUUCCUUACUUUAGCUGAACUCACCAGAAUGCAAAAAUCCAAAUGAACUUUCCCAUAGAAAAUUCAACGUCUCAUGAGUGUUGCCAUCACCUUUACAAUGCUUAUUCUUUCAAGGGUUGCUGUUUGUUUUCCAUCAUUUUCUGUCUCUUCAUAGUCAUAGUCAUUGGAAUCCUUGCCUUGGCUUUUUUCUUGAUCUUAAAGCCUCAAGAACCCAAAUUCUCUCUAUCAACAAUAGAGGUUGAUUCCUACAGGCUAAGUGUCUAUUCAGGUUCAAGCCUGUUUAUUUCCUCUAAUGUUUCUUUAAUCCUGAAUGCAAUAAAUCACAACAAAGUCGGCAUCAGAUACAGUCCUUCAUGCCUUAAUCUUUAUUACCAUGGAAUUCAAAUAGGAGUGGUUAAAAUUCCAGGUUUUUAUCAACCAGCUAACAGUGACAAUGUCGGAGUUAUUACAAAGAUUUCUCUCCAUUGUAUCAAUGUGAGCCAGAUUAUUAAUGAAGGGUUUUUACAAAAAAAAGCAAGCAAGAAGGUUGUUCAAAUGAAAUUAAUAGGUGACAUUAGAGUACAACUGCGACUACUUCACCUAACCAUGCCAAAAAUGAAGGUUGCAUUGGAAUGUGACAUAGGCAUCAAUUAUGCAGAACUACCGUUCGAGAAUUAUGAACUCUUCAAUAAGGAAGUUGUUCAAGAACAUCUCGCAUCUCUUCCUGUUAACUCUGGUUCCUUCUCCAAGAAUUGUACAUUAGCUUUGUAUAUAUGAAGAAUACCCACUCCAAAUAUAUUUGUCUUAUCAAUGUAAAAAUUCAAUUUUCAAUUCAUCAUAAUUCCACUUCACACUAAGAUCAAAAGAAUAUAUUUAUAAUCUUUCA